This is a messenger RNA of Plasmopara halstedii, 2130 nucleotides long. RefSeq lists its product as uncharacterized. The record is from RefSeq and is a predicted model, not a curated record. The transcript has a single exon. The coding region runs from base 1 to 2130 and encodes 709 amino acids. Lineage: Eukaryota; Oomycota; Peronosporomycetes; Peronosporales; Peronosporaceae.
AUGAUCGUGCCAACCCUUACAACUUUAUUACUGCUUGAUGUCAGUAUAUCUUCCGCCUAUAAUUCGAGUCUUGGUGGCCAGCUUGGAGACACCGUCGUCCCCGUUGGUCACUUGAACCGCUCGCUACCUUCUGCGAACAACAAUUCGACCGUUGCUGAGGAUGAGUUGGAGAGCGACGAUGAUAGUGAGCAAGACAAUACCGAGUUUGACAGCACUGAGGCGGAGACAAGGAGUUGGAUCAGUUCUACCACAGGAAAAGUACAACAUUUCUACGAAAAAUUGUCAAGCAAAGAAGAUGUCGUAGGCAACGAGCUCGGCCAACAUGUUUGGCAACAGAUUAUGGAGAUGCACCAGCAGCCAAAUGUGAAACAAACUCCAGAGCAAAUUAAGGAGCUAUUUGCAAAAUUGGCGAAUCAUAUCAAGAUCAAAGACGAAGAUCCAACCCCACGCAUUGGCAUCUCCGUCUUACUUGAAAGUGCCUCAACGGAGAUCGUCCAAAGCGAACUGCUUCGAUCGAAAACAAAACUCUCUGCAGUGUUUGACAUUCUGUUGAGUCGUACGCAGGACGGAAGCCUAACUGAUUUUUUUAAACGCAAGCUGCAUGUUCCAAUGCUAUCUUACGCUUGCAAAUACUUGGAAUCCACCAGUACAGCUAAAGAACAAAAAGCUGUCUCACAGGAGAUGUAUCAGUUCCUCACCGCUGAUCGUCAGGGUAAGAAUUUUAUUACUAUGCUAGGAACCUAUGACGUCACCUAUGUCCACGAGGAUGUCGAUAAAUUGAUCAAUUUAUUGACAAAGCAGCCUGUGACACGCGUUCUAGCGGCUCGAUUGAACAUGAUGCGAAACUUCAAUCUAUCGUACUAUUGGAACAUCAUUCGCAAUCAACAUUCGUUGAGUCUUCCACUUAAUGUCUGGCUUGAGCUCGCUGCUUUCACUCGUUUCAGCUACAUUGAGCACGAAGCAAUGGAUUCUGCCUUUGUGUUGUCGCAAAUCUUCGACACACUCACUCAGACGCUUAAAAUACCGAAGACAGACGUGAAAACAGUGUUCUCAGCUAUUUCCGAAGUAAAUCAAGUGACAUUUGAAAUUGGUCCUAAGACGAUGUUAUAUUGGAAGCUUCUGUAUCCAGUCGCAGAAAAGGAGAUAAUGAGCAGACUUGAUACCAUAAAGAAUGAGGAUGAAGUACGUCUUCUCAAAGCUACUUUGCAGAAUGACGAUCAAGUGGAAUUGGUCAGAGCGGCUUUAAAGGAUAACGAGAAGAUUGUUUCUUUCGAGGCGGCGUUGGAUGAUCAGGCAAUGAAGACAACGUUCCAGGCGAUGCUAAAAGAGGAUAAUCUCGUGCAAUUGCUUAAUGCGCUGCUCGAAGACAAUUACAAAGUGCAAUUGCUCAAAGGGGGUUCGGGAGAUCAAAAGCACCUAGAGAUGGCUCUGAGCAAAAGUGAUGUGAAGGAGGCGAAGGAUGAAGCUGGUGAUAUGAAUAUACUCAAAGCGCUGGUCAAGGAUGAGGGAAGGUUGCAGUUGCUCAAAGCGUCUUUGGUGGAUGAUGACCGUGUGAAGUUGUUUAAAGAAGCUUUGGAAGCUGAAAGACGGUUAAAAUCGGUUGAAGAUAUGCUGAGCGGUACGGAUUUGAAUAUGAAGCAGAUAUUCAAUUCGAUACUCGCGAAGGAGGAUACAGUGCGUUUACUCCAAGAGACUGUGAACAAUAACGAGCGCUUGAAGUUGUUAAGAAUUGUGCUGAAGGAAAAGAAAUCAAUAGCGAGCUUGAAGACGGUGCUGGGUGAUGACACUCUGUCGGCGGCGCUCGAUGAGGUAUUAAAGGAUGUGGAUCAAGUGUUUUUCCUCAGAUUGGCAAUUAACGAUGAGAACCGUCUGUGGUUGUUUCGGAUGGCUUUAACGAAGCAGCAAGAACGGAUAAACAAGUUUGAAGAGAUGUUGGACAAAAGAGAAUUGGGGCAUGUGUUUAGAACGAUGAUCGAGAACGAAGAGAAAGCAAAGUGGUUAGGUGCGAUUUUUGGUAGCCCAUCAAACGCGAGAGAUCACAAACAAGCGCUGAAAGAUAGAGAUCUGGUAAAGCUUGCUGGCGAAAUGAUCAAGUACAUGGAGAAUCUAGAAAGUAAAGCUAGUUCUUAA